GGGAGGGGCUGGGGGAAUUUUUCGCACAUAGCAACAAGUGGACUCCAGACUUCACGCACACGUUGAAGCUGUGGACAUAUUGUCAAAUCAAAAGUUAUUGUUAUUUAUUUGGAGGAAAUAUCUCAUAAUUGGUAGAUUCAAGUAAGGUGUUGAUCAAUAUAUACUUUUGAUCGAUUUAAAUUGGUUAAUAAUGAGUUAUAGUUUAGCUUAUUUGAACGAAGAAUGUGCCUUCGCCGUUCGAUGAAGAACCCAAUCUKCUGACAUGAUCCUGGACUUUGCAAUUGUCUAUUUCGAUUAAUUCAUGCAAGAUUUCUACGAAGUAUGGCCACCACAGAUUGUAGGCUUGCCUAAAGACAACAAUCUUUACUGAAUAUGUUGAAAGGACUAGCUGCCGUUUGGACAACUCUCUUUUCGAGGACAUUCGCUUCACACUGGAACACAUUUGGCUUAAAAUCCUACUUCCUCACUGGCGUUUCCUAUCCAAAAUCUUGAUUCUUAAAGAUUAUGCCGUUAGAUAAAGUGCUGCAUAUGUAAAGAGCCAUGGACAAAGGAGACGAAGAUGUUGUCAUGAACGGUAUUUCAGAAGAGUCUAAGUAUGGUUUAUUGCAUGAGGUAUCCAUGGAUGAACAACAUAAACUCAGUUCUUACACUGAUGGCAGUGAUGAUGAUAAGAGUCAAGAUCAUGAGAGUGAUAUUACUCCAUCUUUGAGUGAUGAUGAUGAUGAAUUUGACAGAGCAAAAGGCUCAUAUUUCCACAUUCCUUAUGGAUUUCAAAGUUUGGGAUGUUAUAAACAUGCUUCAAAGAACUGUGAAAUWGGCGGAGUCACCUACAAUUUUAGAUUUAGACAAUUUGUCAUCUUGGAUUCUAGAGGAAUUACAAGUUGGUCUCAUGAAAGUGUUUACAGCACAGUUACUAGACACCUCAACUACCCUGCUUACCAAUUUAAUGUAUUGAGAAUGAUAAUCUUCUCAAGAAAGUUCAAUGUUUAUUUUGCUUUGUCAAAGGACUAUGCAUUGAAGGUGUUCAAUCUUAAUUUCCAUGAAGUGAUUUCUGUUUCUGCUGAGAUGCAUUCAGUGCUGUGUAUGGUCUUCAAUCCUGGAAAAGAUGAACUUAUCACGGGUGGAACUGGAGGAAUGAAGUUUUGGAGGUUUGGUGAGCUGUCCAGAGACAAGAGGAAAUCAUGGAGCAGUGAUUCAAGACCUAUGGCAAACUAUGGACUUGUUUUAAGGGCAGCAUAUCCAGAGAUGGGUGGAAGUUGGGUCAAACAUGUUGAACUAGAUGUUGCAAUGCAGAGGUUGUAUUGCUUAUCAGAAAGGAAUGUUGUUGCCUAUGACAUGAUGGGCAAUGAGUUAUUUCAGGUCAAAAAUGCACAUAGAGGACCAGUCACAGGCUGUGUGUACUCAAUAUCUUGUAACCUGCUGAUAACUUCUGGCAAUGACUGUGACGUUAAUGUUUGGAGUCGAAGUGGUGGUCUAAUACACACUUUCAGUUGUCAUACAAAGGUCAUCACCAAGAUUAUGAUUCAUCCUGAAGCAUCAGGAGUAGUYAUCAGUGCUUCCAUGGAUGGAAUGAUAAAAGUAUAUUCACURGACAUCAUGGAGGAGAUAUACAGUCUUCCWGUGUUUCAUGAGGGAAUCAACUGGCUGGAUUGUGUUUCUUCAAAAGUCAUGUACUGCUGUUCAAAUAGACAAAUUGAAGUCUUCUCUCUUAACCAUGUUGUUGAUUUCUGGGCAUURUCUCGAUGUUCUGUUCAGUCUUUGUCCCUUGUGGCAUCACCAGGGAAGUCUUCAAGGAUAAUGGCAGUGGGAAACGACAGCAGUGUCCGUCUGAUUUCCAAGGGAAGUAAAAGUCUGAGCACUGUCCUACCACCACCAUCAAUAUCAGCAUUAAACAAAGUUCAAUCAGUCACAUACAGCAGGGAGUUUAAUAUCAUGUAUCUACUGAUUGAUAGUCAACAAAUAUGGAUCUAUUACACUAGAACAAACCCUGCUACUCGACUUGAGGCGUGGCAGAUAGACGUCUCCAAGCCCAAGGUCCAGUCCCCGUGCCACCACCCCAAGGGAUGUUGUUAGCCUUCUUUUCCCUGAA
Molecule: messenger RNA, 2089 nt
Organism: Exaiptasia diaphana
Lineage: Eukaryota; Metazoa; Cnidaria; Anthozoa; Actiniaria; Aiptasiidae
Molecular function (GO): protein binding
Source: RefSeq, a predicted model, not a curated record